CUGAGACAGCAGAGCGACUCGAGUCGAAUCGAACCGAUCGUAAACAAAGCAAGGCCGCAAAGUCGGAACGCGCGUAAUUCGUGCAGUUCAUUGCGAGACGAGAAACCAUCUGGUUGUUAUAAGCGGCCGGGAAAACGCACGCUUGCAACGCGAUACGGCAAUUAUAAAUUUUUAAUCUUAUUUAUGGAUUUUUUUGUUGAAAGUCGCGAUUAGGGCGGUGAGUUUGCAAUUUUCUCAUCUACAAAUAUUUCAAAAAUGCGCACAUGCACGAGCAUUACGCUACAACUGCUGCAUCUCUUCCACUUGCUGGCAUUCCAUCUGUCAACUGCCAGUGCAGCGCGCAGUAUGAAUCGCCAGCAAUUGAAGACAAUCGAGCGAUAUAUGGAUCCGAGCGCAGACCCCUGCAAUGACUACUACCAGUAUGCGUGCGGCAAUUGGCAGUAUGUGCACGCGGACGCCGAAUAUUACGAAACAAUCGGGCUCAUAGAUUACAAAGUCGAUCAGGAAUAUGCCCAAUUAUUGAACAGCGUACGCCGACGGCGCCGCCUCCGCAUGGAACACACAUUUGUGCGCAAGCUACUCGACUACUACAAGUCCUGUUUGACAGUGUACGCAUAUACACCACAGCUUUACUUGGAUUGGCUGCAGGAGCACGAACAGCUGAUAUGGCCAACGGUAUUACCGAGUGCGAGCCCCAUACGUCGCGCUGGUAAACGACAUGGCAAAGGCAAGGUAGUGCAUUACGAUUGGCUGAAUAUGUUGGCGGUGCUGCGUAAGUAUGGAAUGAAUGCAGUGUUCAUUGAGGAGACGGUCAUACAACGACGCGAUAAUGCACGCGCCUCUGCCAUAGACUUGGACAAGCCUGUGCUGAGUGGUGGAUUUCAGCCAAUGCCGCAUAAGGGUUUCGAAUUGAUUAUGGAAUAUUUGCGUGUGACAGAUGAGCAACGCAAGGCCACUCUGUGGGAUGCAUUACACGAAUUUGAGGCGAAGCUGAAGAGUUUAGACUUUGUGGAGGAUACCACCGAAGAGGGUGAGGAAAGUGCGUCGGCACAACGUGAAACGACCUUAGCGGAAUUGAAUAUGCCAUUUCUCACACGCUACCUGGACAUUAUACUGGAGCGUCCGGUGGAUCCUUAUAUGAAGCUGACAAUACAAAAUCUGCCAUAUAUGAGGCUGCUGCUCACCGUGCUGGAUGAGCAUGAGCCGGAAUUCAUCUGCCGUUACUUAAUGCUGCGUUUUCUUUGGUACCUGAAUAUUGAUGGACCGCGCAACUUUCUCAAAGGCGAUUGUGUCUCACAUACGCGCAGCAUGAUGCCACUUGCCAUGACCUGGUUAUAUGAACGCCAGAAUCCCGAACUUAUCGAUGAGAAGUCACACAUUGAAAUGCUUUUCCGUAAAAUGUUGCAACACUUUACCCAAACACUGCACAACAAUGCUAAUCAGUUCGAUGCACACAUUCUGCGCUUCUUGCAGGAUAAAAUCGAUACGAUGCGCAUUAAAGUAGGUAAUUUGCCACGUCCCGCCACCAGUCGCCAAGUGGAGGCAUUCUAUGCAGAACUGGAAAUCGAACCUAGAGAAUUUUAUGCAAAUCAUUUGCGUCUACUACAACACUUCACACGCGCCAAGCACAAGCGUCUCGAAGAGCUGCUCGUACAAGAUGACUCAUUCUUUCACCUUGAAGAUCCCGAAACUGGCGCUAGCUCCUCACCCUACUACCUGCUGCGCUCAAAUGUGGUAAUUGUACCACUCACACUACUACACACGCCCAUCUAUCAUCCACAGUUGCAUGAGAUUUUCAAAUAUAGCUCGCUGGGCUUCCUGUUGUCGCACGAGAUCACACACGGUUUCGAUGACAGCGGUGUUGAGUUCGAUAAGCGUGGCAAUAUGCGUGGCCCCUCCGAUCGCAUCAAAUCGAAUCGAAUAUUCGAUUCGAAUCUGAAUUGCUUGCGUUCGCGGAAUCCACAAAUUGUCGAUGAGAAAAUCGCCGACGUGAGCGGUUUACGCUGGGCGUACGAGGCCUAUUUCAAUAGCAUCAAUGCCAGCAGCAACGCUAAUGCCCGCCCGCUGCACUUUACCAGCCUAUCGCCGGAGCAUGUGUUUUUUCUUAACUUCGCACAAUUCUUCUGCGGUUCACCGGCGACCAGUGCACGUGAGUUGGAGUUCAGCGAACAUGGCUCCGAUAAGGAGCGUGUCUUGGAUGCAUUAGCGAAUUUCGCUGAAUUCGGACGCGUCUACGAUUGUCCAAUGGGCAGCCGCAUGAACCCUCAACGAAAGUGUCAACUUUGGAGAUAGCAGCAGACAAACGUAUGACUGAAACAACGACAAGUAAUUUAGAGCUGCAAAAUAUGUGCGCUUGUGUGGGUGUUGGUGUGUGUGUGUGUUAAACCGAAAUCAAUGUAUAAAUAGGUGUAAGUGAAAGCGCGUGAAUGUUGAUACUCGUAUUAGCUAACUAAAUUAUUAAGCUGUAAAUAAAAUAAUUUUAGGUAUAAUUAAAAAUUAAUUAAUAUUUAAAUGUAAAAUAUUGAAACUAACGCUUAAAGUGCAUAAAUUCUCAGAAAAUACUUAAAUUUAAUAUUCUCCUAUGUAUGUGUGUGAGUGUGUGUGUAUUUUAUUUUGUCGGUAGUGGAAACUGUAAGCUUGUAAAUAAUCUAUAAUACCCCACGUUCUAAGAUGUAAUAAUUCGCUUUCAAUAAACAAAAAGUUGGUACAAUCAAAUCAUACAA
This is a messenger RNA of Anastrepha obliqua, 2723 nucleotides long. Its product is annotated as neprilysin-4-like. Gene Ontology annotation, cellular component: plasma membrane. NCBI's taxonomy places the organism in Eukaryota, Metazoa, Arthropoda, Insecta, Diptera, Tephritidae. Gene Ontology annotation, molecular function: metalloendopeptidase activity. The coding region runs from base 256 to 2292 and encodes 678 amino acids. Gene Ontology annotation, biological process: protein processing. The record is from RefSeq and is a predicted model, not a curated record. The transcript has a single exon.